ACUAAGACGGUCGAUUUGCGCUCAGGUAAGCAGUCAGACGUCGUCUUUCCUCGGUUUGUCAUCAUCCACUAAUCUUGGAUCUAUACAGUGCCAUCCACCGACAAGCCAUCAUGAGGAGAGAGGUGUAUGUUUUGCUGUUUCUCGGCUUUGUGGCGGUGUGUGCGAGGUCCCCACCAGAGGACAAGCGUGACCAUGAUGACUGUGAGUGUAACGAGGACAUGUAUCACCAUGGAGACCGCAGUGACGUCGAUGCCCGGGACGACUCGGACUCGCAUGAAGAUGAAACUGAUGGACACAUGGACUGGGAGACUAUGACGGAGGAAGAAAAGAGAGAACUCAUGCGUCGUAAACACGAGCACCACGAGGAGAACCGAAAAUGCUGCGAACACCACUGGGGAAAGAAGAAGAUUGUCAUCGCUCUGGCCUUCUCCUCCGUCGCCCUCGUCAUCAUCGCCGUCGUUGUCGGCUACUGUUGCUACAGAAAACGUUGUAAGAAAAACUGCAAGACGACACCGGAUAGCAAAUACAAAGAGUCAGUAUCCCAAAUACUGUCUGUGCCGCCAGUAGAGACGGUUUCCGGGGAGAAGAAGUACCCACUUCCGGAAGGUGACAUCGCGACUUCCGGUUCCCCGCCUCCCCCGUACACCACCCUGCCCGAGCAUGGCGUUGUCCUCGUGUCACCUCCCCCGUACCAGACGUACCCUACACCCGCACACUGAAUUAUGACAGUUGUUCCGUGGUUUUGAAUUUUAAAUAUUGUAUGUGAAACACUCUCUUUCUUGAAUACAAUAAAGCUCCGUAAACAAUUGUCUGUAUGUGAGUAUAUAUGUGAACUGUUAACUUACGAGGAACAAUAAUGAGGCUGCGUUAGACAUUUGGGUGCAGAUUUACAUGUAGACAGGACUGAAGCUAUGUUGUGUUUUGAAAUUUGAGAUGUUAUUUCCUGCUGGUUCAGAGAUUUUGUUGUUUGUCUCCUUUUUAAUACAUGUUUGUUAUUGUGGUUUCAUUAAAAUCUUUCAAAACUGA
This is a messenger RNA of Mya arenaria, 1026 nucleotides long. RefSeq lists its product as uncharacterized. NCBI's taxonomy places the organism in Eukaryota, Metazoa, Mollusca, Bivalvia, Myida, Myidae. The transcript has 4 exons. The record is from RefSeq and is a predicted model, not a curated record. Bases 111 to 719 code for a protein of 202 amino acids.